UCUUAAAAUGCAAACUAAAAUGCUCUUUCCUGCUACCACUAUUCAAUCAAUCAUAGAGGAAUUUCAGGAGGUGCACAACACUGGCAUGAAGUUUGUACUCUCAAAGGUUCAUGAGAAGUUAAAUAUUUUGAACCUGCAGGACAGUGAAAUGUGACGGGUCUCCCGUUCUUCCUGCUAGGGCCGGCCAGUGGGUGUGGCUGGAGACUCAUCAAGUUGAAUGAUGUACACCUGUUCUCCCCACUAUAAAGCUUAGGUUUUUUUGGCAUGCUGGGCUGCUCCUGUUUGCGUCUGGUUUGAGUUUGUGUCUUUGUUUACUUGGCUUUUGUUAUUACCUUGGUUCUGUCUGAUGCUUUGAUUUAAUCAUGUGCCUGACAGAAAUUGUAUUUGAUUGUGUUGAUUUCUUGUUUUAUUUACUUUUAUAUUUAUGUUAAUAAAUGUUUUCAUUGCACCCAAACCAAGCUGACUAUGUCCUCCACUCUUUUGUCACGGCUUUGAGCCAGACGUGACAAAUGUGGGGGCUCGUCCUUUAAAUUUAGAUAUUUGCUUUGAUAAACUUCUGGAGGAUAUGGUUGGUUUGGUUCUUUUGGGUUGUUUCACGGGAGUUCAGCUUCGGUAAGUACUGGCUACUACUUGUAUAUUUGAGGGGAGAUUUAUUGUUGGAUAUGCUUUUCCCUGUUUAGGUUUAGCGGGGUUUUACUCCGAUCUUUUUUUAUUUUAGUUUGUUUUGUUUGUAUGGUGAAAGCAGGUAGAGCAGUUGUAUCGGGAACACGUCCGUGUUUUGAAUGGUGACUCGUUAAUCGGUCGCUAUUUUAAACGCUGGUUUACAGUGUAUAAAAACCCACUGCAAGUAACUGUAUGAAGAUUAGGGAUGAGUUUAGAUAGUUUUGAAAUUUAGUUAGAGGGAAUUGCUUAUCUAAUUUCUACCCCUCAAAUAUUUUUGAGAAAAUUAAGUAGCCAUACUUUUGUCUUUCACAAUGGCCUCAAAGGUUGAGGAAUUUAUUAGUGCUCCGUCUCAAGAUUUGUUAAACGAUUUGACUAAGGAUCAACUAGUAGAACUUGCAGGUCAUUAUAAAAUUAACUUGGUAAGCCAAGAUAAACGUUUAAAAGAUAAUCUUAAAGUCUUGGUAAAAAUGGAGUUAAUCGAGCGUGGUGUUUUAGAGUCUCAUUCUCUGGAAGGUGAAUCACAAGGUGUUAAUACGACAUCCACAACGUCUCAUCUAACAUUUGAACAACAAAAACAAUUGUUAUUAAUUCAAACUGAGAUGAGAGAAAUUGUUAGAAGCGCAAAAUCGUGUUGAGAUGUCUAAGGUUCAAUUACAACAACAACAACUUGAUCUUGAACGCUAUCGUUUAGAUCUAAUAAGAGAUGGUAAAAUGCCGUUAACUGGAGGUGUAGAGUGUGAUUUGGUUUCGUGUAAAUUUGAUGUAGUGACUAAUAUGAGACUGAUCCCUAGAUUUGACGAAAAAGAUGUUGAACGUUUCUUUUUGUUAUUUGAACGUGUGGCAGAUGCACGUACUUGGCCAGAUGGAGAGCGUACGUUUAUGUUGCAGUCUGUUUUUACAGGAAAAGCUCAAGAAGCCUAUUCGUCUCUUAGUGUGGAAGAUGCUACAGAUUAUUUGACUGUUAAGAAUGCAGUGUUGAGGGCAUACGAAUUGGUCCCAGAGGCCUAUAGACAAUUUAGGUCCUGGAAGAAAACUGAUAGACAAACGCAUGUUGAGUUUGUACAUGAUAUUUCAGUGUAUUUUAAUCGUUGGUGUACAGCCUCCGAUGUAAAACGUUAGCUGAUUUGAAGGAGUUGAUGUUGCUUGAACAAGUUAAAAUUCUGUUUCACAGCGUGUAGCAACAUUAUAUUAGUGAGCGUAAACCUGACACUGCAUACGAAGCGGCAGUUAUGGCUGAUGAAUUUUCUCUGAUUCAUAAAACCGCUUUUGGUUAUAAAAAUGUUGGAGAAAAUUUUCAGAGAGAAUCAGGGUAUGAUCCUAGUAGGUCUUCCAAAAUUUUGCGUGCUUCACCUGACAAACAACGUUUUGUCUUUGGAGAAAAAGAGAAGGCAAACGUGUGUAAUUAUUGUCAUGGGUUUGGUCACUGGAAGAAUGAGUGUCCGUUGUUGAAAGCAAGAGAUGUUGCUAAAACUAAGUCUAAGUUCUCAGUGAAACCUGUUGUUUUGGCUGUGAGCGCUUCAGAAGUGAAUAAUGUGCAGAAGAAUUGUUCGGAAUGUGUUUCAACAUUCUCUCCAUUUGUCACAGAUGGUUUCGUGAGACUGGUUAAUUCUACGGAAGAUGUACCAGUAAAAAUUCUCUGUGACACAGGGUCGUCAGAAACUUUUGUUCUAGAGUCUAUUUUGUCUUUUUCAAAUGACUCUUACACUGGAAAUGAUGUGUUGAUUAGGGGCAUUGGUCUGAAUGUGAUAUCUGUUCCCCUACAUAAAAUCAUUUUGCGUUCUGAUUUGAUCCAGGGAGAAGUGGAGGUUGCUGUGCGUUCCUGUUUGCCUGUGGAAGGAGUACAGGUAAUCUUGGGAAAUAAUUUGGCUGGUGAACGAGUUUGGCAGGAUGUUUUACCAAAUUUGGUGGUUACACCAUCUGUGUCGAUUUCUGAGAUGACUGAUGAAAAUUUUACCUGUCCCUCAGAUGUGUUUCCGUCAUGCGUGAUAACACGGUCUAUGAGUAAGAUACAAUCUGAGGUGAAAUCUAGACCUAAAAGGAUGGGGAGUGAAACUUUGGACAUCCCUUCCAUCUUAUCGGUGUCACGUGGUGAUUUGAUUAAAGAACAAAAAGCUGAUGUUACUCUUACUGAGUUGUUUGACCGAGUUGUCCCUUAUGUUACAAUUGUUAACCUUCCUUCUGGAUAUUAUCUAGAGGAAGAUGUGUUGGUUCGAAAAUGGGUGCCGCAUGGAGAAUUUGUAAUUGGUGAUCCUGUGCUACAAAUUGUAGUACCUCAGUCUCUCCGUCAACUUGUUUUACAAACGGCGCAUGAUGCAUCUGGACAUUUGGGAGUGAAAAAGACAUACAAGUUGCUUUUGAAACGUUUCUAUUGGCCAAAAUUGAAACGUGAUAUAUCUAAGUAUAUUAAGUCUUGUCAAACAUGUCAGCUUACUGGAAAGCCAAACCAGUCUAUAAAACCGGCUCCUCUCUAUCCAAUUCCUGCUAUUAGUCAACCGUUUGAGCAUCUUAUUGUGGACUGUGUCGGGCCAUUGCCCCGGUCAAAAAUGGGAAAUUAAUAUUUGCUCACGGUUAUGUGUCAAGCGACUAGAUAUCCAGCUGUGUACCCAUUACGUUCUUUAACUGCAAAGUUGGUUGUAAAAGCACUAACUCAGUUUAUCUCAGUGUUUGGAAUACCUCGAAUUAUUCAGUCUGAUCAGGGGAGUAAUUUUACUUCCAACUUGUUUGGUCAAGUUUUGAAACGGCUUCAUAUUCAACAUAAUCUAUCUAGCGCCUAUCAUGCCCAAAGUCAGGGAGCACUGGAAAGAUUUCACCAAACAUUAAAAUCUUUAUUGAAAUCGUACUGUGUUCAGAUGGAUAGGGAUUGGGAAGCUGGGUUACCGUGGUUAAUGAUGUCAGCUCGGGAAGCCGCUCAGGAGAGUACCGGGUUUAGUCCCAAUGACCUUGUUUUUGGUCAUGAUGUGCGUGGUCCCCUAGCUGUUUUGUCUGCAGAUUGGAAAAAAUUUUAUCCACCCAAAAAUAUUUUAUCAUAUGUGAGUGAUUUUCGCAGACGAAUUUUUGAAUCCUGUCAAUUGGCAAAAGCAUCUUUGAGUAAAGCACAAGAUCGAAUGAAACGGCUCUUUGAUCGUCGUACAGAAUUGCAUUCAUUUCAGUCAGGUCCUUGUUUUGUUUACUAUUGUUGGUUCACCAUUUCAGGCCAUAUUUGCAGGUCCAUAUACUGUUGCUCGUAAAAUUUCUGACCUGAAUUAUUUAAUCACUACGCCAGAUCGGCGAAAGAAGACUAGAGUGUGUCAUGUAAAUUUGUUAAAGCCUUUUUAUGGUUCUGAAGAUGCUGGGGAUCCUAAAAUAAAUAUUGAAGACAAAGUUGAUACAUCUGAUUCUUGUAUUAAACCUGUUUUGCUUACAGGUUCUUUUGCCGGUGAUGACGAUACUGGAUUGUCAAUUGUGAUCAGUGGGGACCAUGAGGAGAUUGAUCCUGGAGAUUCUAUUCUUCAGGGUCGUUUACACAAUUCAGAAGCGCUUCUGGUCAGAAUAAAUCCUGAAGACGAAAAUACCAGAAAGAGGGUGAAGUGUACUGCCAGACAGGGAGUCAGCAAGAGGACCAAGAAAGACGUACAGAGGAAGGUCACAGCCAUCAACCCUCACGUAAACCGCUUCAUUCGGUCCUUGAUAGAAUAUGAGUGGAGAACCUCAAACUGAAUCUUGCUUGCCAGCACUUUUAGUGGGACAUUUGUUGUUCUUGUUUUUGUUGUUGUUUGUUCAUUUUCAGUUCUCCCUUGAGGACAUUGUACCUCCGUAAGUUCCCUUCACUGGUACACACAUACACACUCAUAUUCCCACAGACACAUUUGUACAGAAACAUUUACUCACACAAACUCA
Messenger RNA from Onychostoma macrolepis, 4539 nucleotides. RefSeq lists its product as uncharacterized. The transcript is spliced from 2 exons. The record is from RefSeq and is a predicted model, not a curated record. NCBI's taxonomy places the organism in Eukaryota, Metazoa, Chordata, Actinopteri, Cypriniformes, Cyprinidae. Bases 1893 to 3218 code for a protein of 441 amino acids. Gene Ontology annotation, molecular function: zinc ion binding; nucleic acid binding.